Messenger RNA from Calidris pugnax (ruff), 791 nucleotides. RefSeq names its product SLAM family member 5-like. The transcript is spliced from 3 exons. The record is from RefSeq and is a predicted model, not a curated record. Lineage: Eukaryota; Metazoa; Chordata; Aves; Charadriiformes; Scolopacidae. Bases 246 to 791 code for a protein of 181 amino acids.
UUUGUCCUUCAUCCCUUUUGUCCCCAGAGCUCCUCUUCGGUCAAGCCCGGGCUCAGCCCCGACAGGUCAACGGUGUCUUGGGGGGGUCUGUUCUUCUCUCCCCGCUCCUGCCCCCCAACAAGACGGUGAAGGAGAUCGAGUGGAGCUUCUCGGCCGGCGCCGGGGCCACCAUCCAAGUGGCGGAGUUUGGCCCCGGUGGCUUCGAACGCCCCGACCCCAAGGACCGGUUCAAGGACCGGCUGGAGAUGCUCAACGCCACCGCCCUGAGGAUCGGGGCCCUGGAGAGGGGGGACAGCGGGGUCUACGGGGCGCGCAUCAAACUGGUCCCGGCGCUGGUGGAGGAUCAGGCCUUCAACCUCUCCGUCUACGAGUCGGUCCCGAGCCCCCGGACCCGUAGCCAAGUCUUGGCCAGCACCUUGGAGUGGUGCAACCUCACCCUUCAGUGCCAGGGUUCGGGCAAAGGGGCCGUCAACGUCACUUGGCAAAGGGACAACGUCCUCCGGGACCUCACCUCGGACCGUCACCAACUGUCCCCCGACGGGACCACCCUGAGGGUGGCCCUGCCACCCACCGCCGCCAACGUCACCUACGCCUGCACCGUCAGCAACCCCGCCGACCGCAAGGUCGCCCUCUUCGACCUCCAAACCAUCUGCCAGAGCGGAGGGGGACAAACAGCCUUCUCCAAAUCGGGGUACAUCGUCCUCACCCUCAUCCUGCUGGCGGUGAGUUUGGGGGGAGCCUUUUGGUGCUGGAGGAUGAACAGCGAGAAGGCGGCAGAUCCGGGUAAGUGA